AUGCGCCGCGUGACGCGCGACGGGCUGAUCGGCUUCUACGACAACCCGCCAAAGGGGCCGCUCCGGGACGACCCAUUGCCCGACGCGUUCUUCCCGCCGACCGCCGACGGGUUCGGAGUCGACUGGGCUGCGGACCGCGCGGGACAGGGAAAACAGGGUCACAGGGACGUGUCCAAACCAAUCGCCGCCACGAUCCCCUUAGGGCACGAACCCGCCACUGAAGACACAUCCGUAAGAAUCGGCGGCCCAGCAGCUCUUAAAACCGGCCUAGGCCGGUUUUAA
This is a messenger RNA of Emiliania huxleyi CCMP1516, 282 nucleotides long. RefSeq lists its product as hypothetical. Lineage: Eukaryota; Haptophyta; Isochrysidales; Noelaerhabdaceae. The coding region runs from base 1 to 282 and encodes 93 amino acids. The transcript has 5 exons. The record is from RefSeq and is a predicted model, not a curated record.